Molecule: messenger RNA, 990 nt
Organism: Clarias gariepinus (North African catfish)
Lineage: Eukaryota; Metazoa; Chordata; Actinopteri; Siluriformes; Clariidae
Product: trace amine-associated receptor 13c-like
Exons: 1
Coding region: 1-990 (329 amino acids)
Biological process (GO): G protein-coupled receptor signaling pathway
Cellular component (GO): membrane
Molecular function (GO): trace-amine receptor activity
Source: RefSeq, a predicted model, not a curated record
AUGAACCUGACAGAGUUUAAUCAAUCUGAACGCUGUAAGCAUUUCUCCUGUCCAGAGCGAUCUGUAUCUUCUGCAGUGUAUAUAUUACUGUAUGUGUGUUCAGCUGCUGUGGUUCUGCUAACAGUGUGUGGAAAUAUGCUUAUCAUUAUCUCUGUUUUUCACUUCAAGCAGCUUCACACAUCUACUAACAUGCUUGUGCUCUCUCUGGCUGUGUCAGAUUUUUUUGUUGGCAUUUUUCUAAUGCCCCUAAUUUUAAUCUGGACUAUUGAGUCAUGCUGGAUUUUUGGGAGAUAUUUCUGCAGCAUCUACUGGCUAUUUAGUGGUCUUCUCAUAAUAUCGAGCUACACUAUUGCUCAGAUUGCUGUGGAUCGGUAUUUGACCCUCUCAAACCCCUUUCUCUACAUGAACAUUGUCUCUGUAAGGAUCACUUGUGUUGUAAUUGUUGUUAACUGGAGUGUAGUGCUGGGCUAUACCAUAUUACUCCUAUAUUUUAAUGGAAACUUUAAAAGUUCUGCAUUGUGUCCUGGAGAGUGUUUUCUCUUUCUCAAUGAGGUUUGGACUGUAAUUGAUCUUGUAUUUUCUUUUCUUUUUCCACUUUCAAUCAUAAUCAUAUUGUAUACUCUAGUUUUUGUGAUUGCUAAGAAACAUGCCACUGCUAUCAGAGAGCUUAAUAAUCACACACAGCCUAAAGCACAGGAAAUUACUCCACACACAGUGAAAUCUGAGAGAAAAGCAGCUAAAGUCCUAGGCAUUUUAGUGUCUGUGUUUCUGAUGUGUUUACUUCCAUAUUUUAUUUACACUUUAUUAGCCAUUAUUAUUGAAUUACAGUUAGAAACAUUUUGGAAAGUUGUAAUUAUGUUUUAUUUUAAUUCCACCAUUAAUCCAUUUAUUUACGCAUUGUUUUACCCAUGGUUUAGAAGGUGCAUUAAAAUAAUUAUAACUCUGCAAAUAUUUAAAACAGAUUCUGCAUUAAUUAAUGUUCUUUUAUAA